UUACAUCUGCAGUGGAUACAUAUAUGCUAGAAAGAGACUGUAGCUCUGGCAGGAUUUGGAGAUGAAUAAUGUAAAGAAUAAAUCACUCAAGGGGAGAAAGUAAUGUGCUUCUGAUUAUGGGUUUCGCUUACAAAACGUUUCUGACCUUCGUUAUCAAGAAACAAUGAUGCAUUUCUUUAUGAAGAGAAUCAAGACUGGGCUGAAGGUUGCAAUUUGUAUCAAAAUAGAACUUAAUGCUCAAUUAUGAGGAGACUAGAGGCAACGUUUGGCUUAACGGUGGAGCUUUGCUUCAAGAUUUACCAGCUUGCAUUCAUUUCAUCUACAUUUCUGUGUCUUGUCUGCCAGUCACCAUUUCUCUGCUAUUAUCCUUUUAUUCACAUUUCCUAACACCAAUGCCAUCUGCCACUGCUAUGUUUCGUCAUUGCAUGCUAUGGCUCACCGGUAGAAAGGCUCGAGAUGCAGAUGAGAGGGAGAAGUGGAUCCACGCUUUAGAGGACACCAUCCUCCGCCAUACCCUCCAGCUUCAGGGUGUGGAUUCAGGAUUUGUUCCCAGCGUUCAUGAUUUUGACAAGAAACUCACUGAGGCUGAUGCUUACUUACAGAUCUUGAUAGACCAGUUGAAGCUCUUUGAUGAAAAACUCCAGAACUGCAAAGAUGAUGAACAGAGAAAAAAAAUUGAAGGUCUCAAAGAAACAACUAAUAGCAUGGUAGAAUCAAUAAAACACUGCAUUGUGUUGCUACAGAUUGCUAAAGACCAAAUUAAUGAGGAGAAGCACGCAGAUGGACUUAUAAGCACCAUCAACCCUGUGGACGCCGUGUAUCAGCCCAGCCCCUUGGAGCCCUCGGGGAUCAGCACCAUGCCUUCCCAAGCUGUCACACUCCCAGAACCUGCUCAGUUGUGCAAGUCAGAGCAGCGACCCUCCUCUUUGCCUGUGGGACCUGUAGUAGCAUCGCUGGGGAAUCAGACUCCAACACCAAAUAGUACAGGGAGUGGGCAGUCAGCACCUAGCAGCAGUCUCACCUCUCCAAGCCAUGUCAACCUGUCUCCAAAUACAGUCCCAGAUUUUUCUUACUCCAGCAGUGAGGAUGAGUUCUAUGAUGCUGAUGAAUUCUACCAGAGCAGCUCUUCCCCAAAGCGAUGUAUGGAUUCUUCAGGGUCUGCUGCAGUCCUGACUCGGAGCAGCACGGGGAGCAGCCUGAAACGUCCGGAUACCACAGAGUCCCUCAAUUCCUCCAUGUCUAAUGGCACAAAUGAUGCUGAUCUCUUUGAUCCUCCCGACGACCGAGAAGAUGAUGGGGAAGGGGAGUCGGUGGAGGAGCACAAAAGUGUUAUCAUGCAUCUCCUGUCACAAGUGAGAUUAGGCAUGGACCUAACCAAGGUUGUUCUUCCAACGUUUAUCCUGGAAAGGAGGUCGCUGUUGGAAAUGUAUGCUGACUUCUUUGCACAUCCGGACUUGUUUGUCAGCAUUAGUGACCAGAAGGAUCCCAAGGAGAGGAUGGUUCAGGUGGUGAAAUGGUACCUCUCAGCUUUCCAUGCAGGAAGGAAAGGGUCAGUUGCUAAAAAGCCUUACAAUCCCAUCCUGGGGGAGAUCUUCCGGUGCCACUGGGUGCUGCCCGGCACUGAGGAUGACACGGAGCCAGUCUCUGAAGGACCAGUCCCCUGGGUCAGUAAAAGCAACGUCACCUUUGUGGCAGAGCAGGUCUCUCACCAUCCUCCAAUUUCAGCAUUUUAUGCAGAGUGUUUUAGCAAGAGGAUACAGUUCAAUGCUCACAUAUGGACCAAGUCCAAAUUCCUAGGAAUGUCUAUUGGGGUCCAUAACAUAGGGCAAGGGUGUGUUACAUGCCUAGAUCAUGAUGAACACUAUAUUUUAACUUUUCCUAAUGGCUAUGGAAGGUCUAUUCUCACUGUGCCAUGGAUAGAGCUUGGUGGGGAGUGCAGCAUUAGUUGCUCAAAGACAGGUUACAAUGCUUCCAUUGUCUUCCACACAAAACCAUUUUAUGGAGGAAAGAAGCACAGAGUUACAGCUGACAUUUUUUCUCCAAAUGACAAGAAACCCUUCUGCUCCAUUGAAGGAGAAUGGAAUGGGGUCAUGUAUGCAAAGUACUCCACAGGGGAGAAUGCUGUCUUUAUAGAUACCAAGAAAAUGCCUACAAUAAAGAAGAAGGUAAGGAAAUUGGAGGACCAAGACGACUUUGAGUCUCGCUGCUUAUGGAAGGAUGUAACCUACAACCUGAAGAUCAGAGACAUCGACGCAGCCACGGCUGCCAAGCACGCGCUUGAGGAGCGGCAGAGAGCCGAGGCCAGGGCCAGGAAGGAGAGUGAGACCUCAUGGGAAACAAGGUUAUUCCACGAGGAUGGGGAGUGCUGGGUGUACGAUGAGCCGCUGCUGAAGCGCCUCGCUGCCAGCAAGCACUGAGGGGUGCUGAGGCCGCAGAGCCUUGGCUGAGCAGAGAUUGCAGCUGAGCCCAGACACCCCCAGUGAUCACGUACAUACAUGGCACAGCCCCACCCCUCCAGCUGCAGUGGUUCCUAUCUCAGGGAUACUGGACUUACUGAGACAGACAAAGCAAUUCUCGCGAGGCUGAGCAGCUCCGGGCAGGGACUGGCUCUGGUGGCAGGGCUGGGCUCAGGCUCUGCUCCUGCUGCCUCUGGAGCAGGGAGAGCUGGGCCCUGGGGCUCACACUCCAUAACCACUGUGAAGGCCACGGCGGUGGGAGCAGCUGCAUAAUCAUCCUGGGUCCUACAUAUUUAAAAAGCAAGAAACAAAAUGCAAGAUGUCAUUUAAAUCUCGCUGAUGUUUGCAAUGUGUAAAUAUGAGGAUUCCUAUGAUGGGACAAUUUGUUAGAAAAUGCUACAUAAAUGUUAUCUUCCACCUGUAUGAUAAUCAAAUCUUUUGGCAUUUCAGUGUCUUGCCCAAAAUAACUUUGUUAUUUUGAGAUCAAAAUGUAACCAUAGAUAAUUCUACCCAAUGCAUCUUAAAGCUUCAUAAAAUAGAUUUUUCAAACUUC
Catharus ustulatus (Swainson's thrush) is the source of this 3009-nucleotide messenger RNA. RefSeq names its product oxysterol binding protein like 9 (gene OSBPL9). Bases 234 to 2417 code for a protein of 727 amino acids. Gene Ontology annotation, cellular component: membrane; intracellular membrane-bounded organelle; cytosol. The record is from RefSeq and is a predicted model, not a curated record. Lineage: Eukaryota; Metazoa; Chordata; Aves; Passeriformes; Turdidae. Gene Ontology annotation, molecular function: sterol binding. The transcript has 22 exons.